CUGUUCAAAUAAGGUGUGAAAACUACAUAUGUUCAUCUACUGGUUGAAAACUCUUUAUGCAAUGAAUUGGAUCAAAAAUUAAUCAAGGGACUUGUACAUUACGUAUUCCAUACUUCAGUAGCAAAUUUAUCAAAUAUAGAAGUCCAAUAGCUGAUUUGCUAGUUACCCCAAAGUUCAGUGACCAUUUCUGUAAUGGACCUUAUCUAUCUUUCUCUUCUGGCAGAAAUCAGAAUCGGCAGCCGCAUUUCAGUCCGUUUCUGGGAUUUCAAUUUCAGUCGCAGACACAUCGUCGGAGAUCUCACCGUCCCGUUUGCCUCCCCACUCCCCGAUUUCUUGUCUCGUCUCAUCCCAUCCAUAAUCAGGUAAGCGAAAUUCUCUCCAACUCCAUUCUUUUCUUUGGGUGUUCAAUCCUUCAUAUGGGUUCUUCCCACAACCCGGAUAAUCCUCUCAACCUUCUUCACAUCCCCAAUGAUGGAAUCCAUCAUUUCCCCCGGAAUUCAAACCUUCGGUCAAAUAAUUAUGCCGCCAGGUGCCACCACGGGUGAAACCGAUAAGGGUCUUCUUGCUCAUGCUCCGAACUGUCGGCCAAUUAUAAUGAUCAUGCCGGCAAUCCUUUCUUUGAUGAAUUUCCAUGGGUGUGACGUUAAUAUGCUUGUGGGUAAUAACGGCAAUUCUUGACUGUUAAUGCUUCGGGCAGCGACUCGGAUUUGAAUUUCGGAGGAAGCACAUGGCAACCGUCUCAUUUUGUUGGCCUUCUUGGUUGAGUCUGUAGUUUUAACUUGGAAGAAAGAGUUUGGCAGUGGUUGGUGUUUAUGGAGAUAUAUUUCUGAUAAUUUCUUGCUGGGGGGUUCUUGGAUACUGUUGGGACUGGGGAUCGAUAAGAAAGAUAGGAGACUAUGACAAUGGCUGCAUUGUUUGCUGUUCGGUUCAGAAGUUGUUUGCUUCUAUUUGUUCGAUAGUUGGAUUCAUCUUUUCUUAUUGUUAUACCCACCACAAAUGAUGUGUUACUCAAGAAGGCAACCAAUUCUCUGUUGCAGGUACUCUCCUUUUUGGCGGUCUGGGAGAUAAUAAAUGUCAGAUAUGGAGGAUGUUAAACAUCAAGAUGGAAAUGUGGCCGAGGAUAAUAACUCUGCCCCGCCUUCUAAAGAGGAGGAAGAAGCUAUGAAGAAAAAGUAUGGUGGCAUCUUGCCUAAGAAACCACCACUCAUUUCGAAGGAUCAUGAACGUGCAUACUUUGAUUCAGCUGAUUGGGCACUUGGAAAGCAAGGUGUUGAGAAGCCCAAAGGACCACUUGAGGCUCUUCGGCCUAAGUUACAGCCCACACAACAGCAAACACGAUAUCGGAAGUCUCCAUAUGCACCAGCGGGUGGUGAAGGAGGUGCUACAUCUGAGGAUGCAGCUUCAAACGAAUGAAAUGGAAAGCCUGCUAUUGAUGGCCCUGACAUGGUGAGAGAAACUCCUGAUUGUCAUUCUGGCUGCAUGCCUCCUUGCUUGGGUGAAUGAAGAAAGUGUCUGAUGCUGUCGAGAAUAAAGUUGGUUUCAUUUUGCUGAAUUACUUGUGGAAAGACCCAAAAAUGGCUUUACAUUUCUAUUAAGUCACCAAAGGCUCUUUUCUGUGUCGGUGUACCUCUUUACAACAUGCUCUACUAUAUUUCGGCCACCCUUUUCUUUUGAAGCAAUAUUGCAGUGUAGAAAAGCUGAAUUGCUGGAUCUGACAUCUCUAAACAACUUGGGACUGAGCUUUUGGAGGUCAAACUGUUCCAUAAAGCAUAGAUAUAAUCACAGGGUGUUUGAAUAGAAGAAGAAUUUUGGUAACCAAAAUGGCUUGCGUAAAACUUUGAAGUGGUGAAGAGCAGGGGUUAUAUUUAAUUCUAAAUUCUAUUGAUCAUAAAUAUAUCAUCAUAACCAAAUUGAUCAAACUAAUCUAAUAACUAAAUUAACCAAAUUAAUAUUUAACUGGUUUGAUUAAUUGGUUAAUCGAGUUAGCCAAUAUAACAUAACACUAUUUUUAUGAGAGAGAAAAAAUCACAUGCUAAUGGGUCGAUCUGUAAUUUAUAUAAUGAACAAAACAUGACAAUGAACACAAGUUAAUCCUUAAAAUAAAUAAAUGCAACUAACACAAUUAUCUUACCGUUAGAUUAGAAGUAGCUGACUAACAAAAAUAUAUAUACCAAUGGUACGAGGUUACUGAAUUGGCAAUCCAAUAUCGCGUCUAGAAACUUGAUAGACGAGAAAUCUGAGAGUUACAAUCCAGCACACUAAUACAUGUUUUGUGUGAUAAAUCCCAAUUGAUCAAACUCUUAGCAUAUCUAUUAUGGACGAUGAAGUGAGUCAGAUCUUGGUGAAAGAGCAGAGACGGUUGCCGGUAAGCCAAAAUUCAUCAGAUACCAAUUCAUCACCAUGCUUUCUUUCCCUCAUUUGAUAUCUUUUCGAUUGUUCGUCGUUAAUUGACCGGUAUCAAAGAUUAACCAUCUAAUGUUAAUUUUCGAACCAAUGUAGUUAAAAGCACGAUUCUACGUAGAAGUGUUUUGGUGAUCUAAAAACAUAAAAGGGUAAGCUUUAAAACGCGAUUUUGACUACAUUAUUUAGGAAAAUCACAAUUUUAUGUAAAAACAUUUUGAUGAUUUUGAAACGUAAAAACGUAAGCUCUAAAACUUUAAAGUACAAUUUUGACUACAGGCUGCUAGGGACAAGUCCUUAUCGUUGUUGUCUAACUUGUAUUUGUAUUCCUUGUUACUAGUGAUUGUUAGUGAUCUUAUUGGAGUUGUUUUUGUCUCAUCUCAUGCGUUACCAAGUCAAACAAGUAAGGCAAAUUCUUUUUGUCUCUUCUUCCAUGGAAGCUUCUCAUCGAUCCCUCGAGUUCACAAAACCAUUAUCUGAUCCCUCAAAAUGGUGGUGUUUGUCUAAUAUUGGAUUUGAAGUCCCUUAAAUCUGGGUUGCUUAGGCUUGUUUCUUUCUUGGUAACCUUGUGUUUGUUCUUGAUUUUGUCAUACAUGUUGACUUUUACAAGUAUGUAUAUUAAUACUACUUUACAUAUAAGAAGAUCUAUCCAAUUCUAAAUGAUCCUUCUUUUAUGAAAUGCAAAGCCAUUUAUUGUUUAUUUUUCUUCAGAUAGUUGUUUUGAAUAAUUUAUGAAAAUGCUG
This is a messenger RNA of Linum trigynum, 3143 nucleotides long. The record is from the annotation of a GenBank genome assembly. Lineage: Eukaryota; Viridiplantae; Streptophyta; Magnoliopsida; Malpighiales; Linaceae.